Molecule: messenger RNA, 3473 nt
Organism: Eubalaena glacialis (North Atlantic right whale)
Lineage: Eukaryota; Metazoa; Chordata; Mammalia; Artiodactyla; Balaenidae
Gene: RANBP17
Product: RAN binding protein 17
Exons: 28
Coding region: 19-3285 (1088 amino acids)
Biological process (GO): protein export from nucleus
Cellular component (GO): cytoplasm; nuclear pore
Molecular function (GO): nuclear export signal receptor activity; small GTPase binding
Source: RefSeq, a predicted model, not a curated record
GCGCCGCCUCCCGGGAAGAUGGCGCUGCACUUUCAGAGUUUGGCUGAAUUGGAAGUAUUAUGUACUCAUCUCUACAUAGGGACUGAUCUUACACAAAGAAUAGAGGCUGAGAAAGCACUCCUGGAACUUAUUGACAGCCCAGAAUGUCUCAGCAAGUGUCAACUUUUAUUAGAACAAGGAACAACAUCCUAUGCUCAACUCCUUGCAGCAACAUGUCUUUCAAAACUUAUUAGCCGAGUCAGUCCUUUGCCGAUUGAACAAAGAAUAGAUAUCAGAAACUACAUUCUUAAUUAUGUGGCAUCACAACCCAAGCUGGCUCCCUUUGUCAUCCAAGCUCUAAUUCAAGUCAUUGCUAAAAUUACUAAAUUGGGGUGGUUUGAGGUUCAGAAAGACCAGUUUGUCUUCAGAGAAAUUAUUGCUGAUGUGAAGAAGUUUCUUCAGGGUACUGUGGAACACUGCAUAAUUGGAGUAAUAAUCCUCUCAGAAUUGACUCAGGAAAUGAACCUGGUCGAUUAUUCUAGACCUUCAGCAAAACACAGGAAAAUAGCUACCUCAUUUCGUGACACUUCUCUUAAAGACAUUUUAGUGCUAGCAUGCUCUCUUCUAAAAGAGGUGUUGGCCAAGCCUUUAAACCUUCAGGAUCAAGGUCAACAAAACCUAGUAAUGCAAGUCUUGAAACUGGUCCUCAACUGCCUUAACUUUGACUUCAUUGGCAGUUCAGCAGAUGAAUCUGCAGAUGAUCUUUGCACAGUACAGAUUCCAACAACUUGGAGAACAAUUUUCCUGGAACCAGAAACAUUGGAUCUUUUCUUUAAUUUGUAUCAUUCACUUCCACCACUCCUAUCUCAGUUAGCACUUUCAUGUUUAGUUCAGUUUGCUUCUACAAGAAGGUCCUUAUUUAGCAGUCCUGAACGUGCCAAGUACCUUGGUAAUUUAAUCAAGGGAGUAAAAAGGAUACUUGAAAACCCUCAGGGUUUGUCCAAUCCAGGUAAUUAUCAUGAAUUUUGUCGAUUUUUGGCUCGUUUAAAGACAAAUUACCAGCUGGGAGAAUUAGUUAUGGUGAAGGAGUAUCCUGAAGUUAUCAGAUUGAUUGCUAAUUUUACCAUUACUAGCCUACAGCAUUGGGAAUUUGCUCCCAACAGUGUUCAUUAUUUAUUAACUCUCUGGCAAAGGAUGGUAGCAUCAGUUCCUUUUGUGAAAUCAACUGAAUCCCACUUAUUAGACACUUAUGCACCAGAAAUCACGAAGGCCUUUAUCACUUCUCGGUUGGAAUCUGUUGCCAUAGUUGUGAGAGAUAAUUUAGAUGAUCCGCUGGAUGAUACCGCCACUGUGUUUCAGCAGUUGGAGCAGUUGUGCACUGUUAGCAGAUGUGAAUAUGAGAAGACAUGCACUCUUCUUGUACAGUUGUUUGAUCAAAAUGCACAGAAUUACCAAAAGCUUCUGCAUUCAGCUUCUGGAAUAACUGUGGACAUGGCAAUUCAGGAAGGACGUCUUGCCUGGCUGGUAUACUUGGUUGGGACAGUUGUUGGAGGAAGAUUAACAUAUACCAGUACAGAUGAACAUGAUGCUAUGGAUGGAGAAUUAUCCUGUCGAGUUUUUCAGCUUAUAUCUUUAAUGGAUACCGGAUUGCCUCAGUGUUCUAAUGAGAAAAUAGAACUUGCAAUUCUGUGGUUCUUGGAUCAGUUUCGUAAAACAUACGUUGGUGAUCAACUUCAACGAACCUCAAAGGUAUAUGCCCGUAUGUCAGAAGUCUUAGGAAUAACAGAUGACAACCAUGUUCUAGAAACAUUCAUGACGAAAAUUGUUACAAACCUUAAAUACUGGGGAAGAUGUGAGCCUGUCAUUUCAAGGACUCUUCAGUUCCUAAAUGACCUUUCUGUUGGCUAUAUCCUUUUAAAAAAACUUGUGAAGAUAGAUGCCGUGAAAUUCAUGUUAAAAAAUCACACGAGUGAACACUUCCCCUUUCUUGGCAUCAGUGACAGUUACAGUCUCAGUGACUUCAGGUGCCGAACAACCUUCUACACAGCCCUCACUCGUCUUCUGAUGGUAGAUCUAGGCGAAGAUGAGGACGAAUUUGAGAAUUUCAUGCUGCCUCUUACAGUCUCUUUUGAAACAGUGUUACAGAUAUUCAGUAACAACUUUAAACAAGAAGAUGUAAAGCGUAUGUUGAUCGGGCUGGCAAGAGAUCUUCGAGGGAUUGCCUUUGCACUGAACACAAAGACCAGCUACACCAUGCUGUUUGACUGGAUGUACCCAACAUAUAUUCCCAUUCUUCAGAGGGCUGUUGAGCAGUGGUAUGGAGAGCCAGCAUGUACAACUCCCAUCUUAAAACUUAUGGCAGAACUGAUGCAAAACAGAUCCCAGCGUUUGAACUUUGAUGUAUCAUCUCCUAAUGGAAUUCUUCUCUUCAGAGAAGCUAGUAAAAUGAUUUGCACUUAUGGUAAUCAGAUCCUGUCCCUUGGGAGCCUCUCAAAAGAUCAGAUUUAUCCAAUGAAACUCAAGGGCAUCUCCAUCUGCUAUUCAGCUCUCAAAUCUGCCUUGUGUGGAAAUUAUGUCAGCUUUGGCGUCUUCAAGUUGUAUGGGGACAACCAUUUUGACAAUGUACUCCAGGCUUUUGUCAAAAUGCUGCUGUCAGUGUCCCACAGUGACUUGCUACAAUAUCGGAAACUGAGCCAGUCUUAUUAUCCACUCCUGGAAUGUCUCACCCAGGACCACAUGAGCUUCGUCACCAACUUAGAGCCUCCUGUACUCCUGUAUGUUCUCACAUCUAUCUCAGAGGGACUCAGUACUCUUGAUACAGUUGUCUCCUCCAGCUGCUGUACCAGUUUAGACUACAUCGUCACCUACCUCUUCAAGCACAUAGCAAAAGAGGGCAGGAAGCCACUUCGAUGCAGAGAGGCUGCCCAGGCUGGUCAGAGACUAUUACAUUUUAUGCAGCAAAAUCCAGAGGUCCUGCAGCAGAUGAUGUCUGGCCUCAUGAAUACCAUUGUCUUUGAAGACUGUCGGAACCAGUGGUCAGUAUCCAGGCCUCUCCUGGGGCUCAUCCUGCUCAACGGGAAGUAUUUCAGUGAACUGAGGGCAAGUCUGAUAAACAGCCAACCUCUCCCCAAGCAGGAGGUCCUUGCCCAGUGCUUCAGGAACCUAAUGGAAGGAGUGGAGCAGAACCUGUCUGUCAAGAACAGAGACAGGUUCACCCAGAACCUCUCCGUUUUCAGAAGAGAUGUGGCAGAGGCCCUGCGCAGUGAUGGCAGCCCCGAACCGUGCAGUCUGGACAUGAUGAGCUGAUCCGACUUCUGACCAUGUGCCGAGCAACUUUUAUCAAGAGACUUGUGGGUCUGGAUCCCAGGACAGUGAUGUUGGCUAGCCCAGGGGAAUCUAUUUUUCAAAACAAACAAACAACAACAACAAAAGCCCUACCUUUUUAUAAGCCUGGCCUAAUUAUAAGAAUUUAUAAUAGCACACAAACAAUGUAA